This is a messenger RNA of Zootermopsis nevadensis, 2812 nucleotides long. It is a transcript of the gene GABPI, whose product is annotated as zinc finger DHHC-type palmitoyltransferase GABPI. Gene Ontology annotation, molecular function: protein-cysteine S-palmitoyltransferase activity. Gene Ontology annotation, cellular component: Golgi apparatus; endoplasmic reticulum. NCBI's taxonomy places the organism in Eukaryota, Metazoa, Arthropoda, Insecta, Blattodea, Termopsidae. Gene Ontology annotation, biological process: peptidyl-L-cysteine S-palmitoylation; protein targeting to membrane. The record is from RefSeq and is a predicted model, not a curated record.
UGCUUAACUGCUUUCAUCUUCAGGGCUAUUGAUCAUUGCCAUUAUGAUGGAGAUAGAAAGAACCUCUACAACGUCGGCGAAUUUCUACAACCCAGAAGACAGCUAUUCUCAUACUCGCCUCUGUGAUAAUCUUAAUCUCAUAUAAUUAUUAUCUGCUCUAAGUUUGUAAGGUAACAACGUCAGAACAUUAUUCACAGAGGAGCAGACCAUCUGUUUAUUAUAUUACUUAGAGUAAACAGAGGCACAGAUAAAAUAAAGUGUAUGUAGAAUGCCUGAAUGUCAUGACCAGUCUUUGUAUUUGUUGCGAUCUCUCGAAAGAAGAUUUUGGUAUGACGUAAAAUAAAUUGCAUUGCCUUGUACAGCACAGAUAAUUGACAGUUUCACAUAGAGAUGACGAAUGUUUGUUCAGGAUGUCGAUGUUACAGGAUUUGUUUUUGCACUUUUUAUGUUUGAAAAUUUUAAUGCACUGCUGUAGUUCGUAUGGAAAUUUGAGUGAUAAGUUGUUUUGAGUAAUGGGCAAGGAAGAAUGGCAGGAUAAUAGCCCUCUGUGCUGUUGCGAAUAUUGGAAUGUUGAACAAGAAAGAAGUCAUAUUUUAGGUUGUUGCUGUAACUGUGAGGACUUGGAUGAGAGCGUUGAAAGGAUAAUUGUCUGUGAGCGUGUUCCAUUUCAACGAGUCACCGACAUAAUGAGCACCUUUCAAGAUCGGUUACGGAUACCGUGGAGGGGAGGAGCCAAGCAAAUUUCAAUCGAUUCUGCAUUGCCAAUAUUCUUGCAGCCAUUGCUAGCAUAUAUUGCUGCCCAGAGUGUAUGGUGUACUGUUUUAGUCUCAAUGGUCAUGUUGCUGAGUAUGUGUUACUUGUAUUCUGUCUUUGUACAAUUCCUCCCACGAACAAAAUUCUUCUUUGUAUGGACUUUGACAUCUGCUGUUCUCCUUCUACUGGUAUUUGAGUUGAGUGUGGUGCCAUUUCUGGAGAUAAUGCCUCAUGAAAAUUGUGUGCUCAUGGGUCUAGUAGUAUCCUCAGGAAUAUGCUUUUAUAAGGUACGGACAAGAGCCGAUCUGAGCUGUGUAGUUCAUGCUAAUGUGGGUGAUGAAACAGAAUUGGUUUGUUCUGUGUACAGACGAAGAUUUCCGCCUAGUACCUUCCACUGUCGCAUAUGUCAAGCAUGCGUCAUUAAGCGUGACAUUCACUGUGUGUGGUUGGAUUGUUGUAUCGGAGACAAGAAUCACCAGUUGUUUGUCUUCGGAGUUUUAUUUUCUGCAGGAGCAUUGGUGUAUGGGGCCAUUUUAACUAUAACUACAGUAUGCCAUCCGUCAUUCUAUAUCAUGGAGACAGUCCUAUUGCCUGAUGACUGUAGUGAUGUUUAUCAUGAUUUCAUGAUUGCAUUGUGCUUUGUGAGUUCUAUAUAUUGCAUAGUAAUUGCAUUCUUACUGCUGAUAUUACUGGGGCACCAAUGUUGGCUCAUCACCUUAGGGAUGACUGGACAAGAAUGGCGUUGCGUGCAGGGAUACACGUGGUGUGCUGCACUGAGAUCAGACAGGCCUCAUAGUCGGGGUCUGCUAUGCAAUUGGAAAAAUUUCUUAUCCUGUCGCAAGUCUGUGAGGGAGGGCCAGGCAAGGUCGAAAGAAGGUUCGAUGAACUCUGCGUAAUACGCGAUACAGUUCAUGCCAGUUGUAACAUAACUGAAGAAGACUGCAGGAACAGUUUGUCUACAGGAAGAGAUAAAGAUGGAUGAUCGACAUGGUUAUUUGGUUUUGUAGUCACCGUGUUAAGAUAAACUACCGUUUGCUCGCUCAUACAUUUUUAAAUUCAGAAUUCAAAAUGUAUCUGUAUAUAUAUGAAAGACAUGUACUGUGUGUUAUGUUUAUUCACUGUUGUUGCUUUUAUCUCUGUGUUGCUAAAUUGGAAAGCAAACAGACAAUUUCUGGGGUCAGGUUUUAAAUUGCUUUCUGGUAUUAUCCAUGUAAUGAUUUCUCAUGGAAAAGCAUGUUAUUAUUUACUGUACUUGGUCUGUUGGUUUAAUAUUGAUAAAUUGUUUAUCAGAAAUGUUGGUUACUAUGAUUUAAUUACAGUUUGCACACAGGAGGAAGGUACUGAAUUGCUAAAAGGGUUAGAGUUACUGAUAUUUUUCAGUUUUGGUUAGUAAUAGAAGGUUUGGCACAGCAAAUACCAAACUUGACACAAUCCUGAUCUAGUUACAACUAUCAUGCAUGCUUAUGAACUGCUUUUACAAGAUCCAUCUUCAUGUUAAUCUCUCUAGUCACCUUUCCAUUCUUUCAAGUGGCUACUUUCCUACAGGAUUAUUCUCCAAAAUUCCUGCUUUUGUUUUUUGUCUCCUAAUCGAUGUGUCCUUUUCACUGUAACGUUCUAGAUUUCAUCACUAUAGCAGUAAUAGGUGAUAGGUACAAAUUAUGAAGUUUCUUGUGCUCACAAUUUAUUGUUCUAGGUCCAUUUAUUCUGCUGGGUAUUUUGUUCUCAGAUACUUAUAAUUUAUGUGUUUUCCUCAGAGGAAGGGACUUUAAAACACUGAUUCAAUGAUGACACACAUUUGUUGACUUAAUUUCUUUUGUCAUGAAUCUCAUUUUUGUUUGUUAGAAUUUUUCUUGAAAUGUUGAAAUGAUGUAAUAAAUGCUCUUAGCUACUUAAAAUAAUACUCAUGUGUAACACUAAUUAGAUAUAUUUUGUCUAUAAAUAAUAUAAUUUAUUGUGGAAUUAAAAAGUCUUUGAGUAGCAAACAGUAAUAUCAGGUUCACAAACCUGACACAAAUUAAGGUUAUGAUAACUGAGUGAAUAAAGUGAUGUCUGGACUUGG